UUGAAUGAUUGAUAUGUCCUGUCUUAACCAUUUCUUAGGUAAUUCUGAGAAUUGUUUUGUCAACGGUUAGAUAAGUAUAAGAUGUGUGAUUUUCUGAGCAUUGAAGGUCUUUUUGCAGGCCUUAAUUAUGGUGGAGGCUAGUGGACUGCCUUUUCUUUUGGAUGGGUGGCAACCCUUAAGACCAAUAGCAUCCUUUGAAACUCGGAAAUAAUGGAUUCACUCUUUUACCCUUUUCCACUUAAAAAUCAGGCUUAGUUCGUAUACUACAAGGCUCGAGCCAGUGGCCUAAAUCACAAGUCCCUCGACCUUUGCCCCUUGAACUAAGUCUGGUUGGUUUGAGACUGUUUUUCUUUUUUCUCCCAAUUGUGUUUUCAUUUCUUGUUUCUUUAGUCGUUUUAUUUUUUGAACACCGCAUAUACAUAAUGAGACUUUUCUAGCCUAACCAAAAGGUCACAUGAACAUGCCUUAGUGUCAUAGACAGACUAUUAUGCACCACCGAAGUCAUCAAUGUACAUGAAUCCUGUGAAAGUCCAUUAUUUCACACUUUGGAGUUUCUCUAAUCUUGAUUUGGCUGAGUGUAAUGGACACUAGUCAAAUUGUUGGCUUUGAUGAUGAAUUUGAUUUGUUCUCUAGUUUGGCAUAUCUUUUUGAAAACUAUGCUUAGAACAAAAGGUUUGAAAUUUGACUUUGACAACUUAAGUGAUAGAUGUGGUUGAAUCAGUCAUAACACCAACUUUGUGUGUUAUUUAUGGAAUGAGAUUAAUUUAUCCAAAAUAAGUAAAAAUGAACAGAUGGAUUCAAAGUAUGGACUCAUAGUUGGGCUCACCUCGGAGUCGAUUUAACUUGUUACCAUAGCAAGUUUGAUAGGCUUAACUCGACUCAACUUGAUUUGGCUCAAUACUCAAAUUUAUUUAUAGGUAAAGUUGUCUUUGUGUGACCUAUAGGUUACAGGUUCGAGUUGUGAAAGCAACCACUAAUGCUUGCAUUAGGGUAGGUUGUCUACAUCACACCCGAUGUGGUGUGGUUCUUCCUCGGACCCUACUAAUAUGGAUGCUUUGUGCAUCGGGCUACACUUGAUGUUGUUAUAGUGGAUCCUCCAACUAUUAUGGAAGAUUAUGUCUCAUACCUCCUUUAACUUGAUCCUAUUAAAAAAAGGAGAAGGGUGCUUACACAUGUAACUGUCAUUUUGUAGAGUAAAAUCUGUUAUGAAACUCUUCCUAACUACCCCCAUCUAAGACUAACAAAAGAAUAGUAGAAAAAUGGGAAAACUCCAAAAGUAUUUAAAAACCCUAGACUGUCUCUAGCUAUUUAUAUGCACCUAAGAGACCUUCCUAACCUCUGCCUCUCCUCUGCAUAGUGUGUACUUUGGCUCCUCAGAAAAUGAAUGACAUGUUUCUUUAGACCGACUUUCUUGCUAUAUUGACCUCCAUUUCCAUCCUAAAAAAGAUCCCAAAAAGAGAGAAAAGCAAAGCCAUUUGAGUAAAAGAUGAGGGGAAGAUCUUCACCAAAGCAAGGAGGAGUUAUGGAAGUAGCAAAGGUUGAUAAACUAAAACAAGAGCCUCAUCUCUCUGGUGCCUAUAUUAGAAGCCUAGUCAAACAGUUAACUUCUUCAAGAACCAAAGAUCCCUUGAAUCCUAAAGACCAUGAUGAUUCACUAGAGAAUUCAACAAAACUUGAUGAUACUUUGUGUAGUGAUACACAAUUUUCAUCACCACAGCCAGCAGCACCACCACAGAUUAAAAAGAAACAAGUGAGGAGGAGACUCCACACUAGUAGGCCUUAUCAAGAAAGGCUUUUAAAUAUGGCCGAGGCUCGGCGUGAGAUUGUCACUGCCCUUAAGUUUCAUAGAGCGUCUAUGAAACAACAGCAACAACAACAACAAUCUCACACUGAGCCACAGUCGUUGCAGACUUGGCCUCAGGAAUCUUUAGGGGAAGAACAAGGGAAGCCAAAAUCCCGGAGAAACCCCAGGAUUUAUGCUUCCAACACUAUGGCUAAUAACUUACCAUGUUACAACAUGGAAAAUUUCUCCAAUUCAACCUUCCCAUGUCUUCCUCAAUAUCCUUAUUCUUGCCCUGUUUCAUCCUUUGGUUCCCAAUUACCUUUCCAAGACAACAUGAAUUUUCCACUUCCCAACCAAACAUUAGGAUUGAAUCUCAAUUUCCAUGAUUUCAACAAUUUAGAUGCAACCCCUUAUUGUAGUAGCAUCAGCAAUAAAAAUUCAAUCUUUUCAUCAUCAUCUUCUUCAGAUGAAUUCCAUUAUGUGGGAGAAGGGGUUGGUCCUAUUGGUGAAAUGGUGAAUUCAAGGUUGCAUCCAUCAAUGGAUGACCAAGAAAUGGAAGAGAUCAGAUCAGUAGGGAAACAACAUGAGAUGGAGUGGAAUGACACACUCAAUUUGGCAACUUCAGCUUGGUGGUUCAAGUUCUUGAAGGCUAUGGAAAUUGGACCUGAUGAGAAGAACAUUGCUGAGGAUUAUGGAUGUUAUCCAUUUGAUGAAGUCAUGGAAUUCCCUCCCUGGUUUAAUCCAAAUGAAACCUGCUUGCAACAACAUGUCGAUGAUACCUAUUCUCAUCCUACCUUACCAUGGAAAUUUCCGUGGCCAAAACUGAUGCAUGCUAUUAGAUCAUGUUUUGUUGGUAUUAUUAUACGGAAGUAUGGGUCUUUGCUAGCAUUGACACGUCAAACGGUGGAACAAAUUAAACAGACAACCCAUUGGGCCCACUUUUUUUUAAAAUAAUUUUUUUGUGAUUUU
Messenger RNA from Solanum stenotomum, 2752 nucleotides. RefSeq lists its product as uncharacterized. The record is from RefSeq and is a predicted model, not a curated record. NCBI's taxonomy places the organism in Eukaryota, Viridiplantae, Streptophyta, Magnoliopsida, Solanales, Solanaceae.